Vicia villosa (hairy vetch) is the source of this 792-nucleotide messenger RNA. RefSeq lists its product as uncharacterized. The transcript is spliced from 4 exons. The record is from RefSeq and is a predicted model, not a curated record. NCBI's taxonomy places the organism in Eukaryota, Viridiplantae, Streptophyta, Magnoliopsida, Fabales, Fabaceae. Bases 1 to 792 code for a protein of 263 amino acids.
AUGCAGAAGGAUCCAGAUUUUAAUCACCAUGCUAAAUGUGAGAAAAUGGGAAUCACACACCUCACAUUUGCUGAUGAUGUUCUCAUGUUUUGCAGAGGUGAUGUAACAUCUGUUGACAUGAUGAUGAAGGUGCUACACACUUUUGCUGAUACUACAGGGCUGAUAGUUAACCCUAAGAAAUGCAAAGUGUUCUUUGGUGAAGUGGAUUUGGAAACCAGAAAUAAGAUCAAAGAGCUUAAUACUUAUGAAGAAGGCCUGCUUCCUUUUAGGUAUCUAGGAGUUCCUCUCACUAUUAGAAAGCUCAACAUCAAACACUAUCUCCCACUUAUUGACACGAUCUUGGCUAAAGUGAAACAUUGGUCCUCUAGACUUCUUAGCAUGACAACAUCUGUAGGAGCUUUGUCUGGACUAGAAAAGCGACAAUUAGCAAGAAGAGUCCAAUUGCCUGGGAAUCUGUUUGUAAGCCAAAGAGUCUUGGAGUGUCUCUGGAACCUUUGUCUGAAAGCUGAUAAUCUUUGGGUAAAAUGGGUGCAUAUCCAUUACCUAAAGAAGAAACCCUUGAUGGAGGCAGUAAUCAGUGAUAGUAGCUUGUGGGUGAUAAAGAAAAUCUUCAACUUAAGAGAGCACAUUCCAAACUUGCAGCCAGCUUGGGAUCACAUGAUUCAAAAGAGGAAUUUUAGUAUGAAAUGCCUGUAUGAUAAGAUGGUAGACUCGGAUAAGGUUGAUGAAACUCUGAACCAUCUUUUGUUUGAUUGCAGGUUUGCUAAAGCUGUGUGGAAGCAUAUACUGUAG